This is a messenger RNA of Mauremys mutica (yellowpond turtle), 8952 nucleotides long. RefSeq lists its product as uncharacterized. Bases 357 to 8816 code for a protein of 2819 amino acids. NCBI's taxonomy places the organism in Eukaryota, Metazoa, Chordata, Testudines, Geoemydidae. The record is from RefSeq and is a predicted model, not a curated record. The transcript has 15 exons.
CAUGCCUGGCAGCCCGGCCUGUGUGGGACACCCCCCCCCCCCCCCGGCCCUGCCACCAUUUUGAGCUGGGCGGCGAGAGGGGGAGAAAACUCCCGGCGCUGCCUGUGCAGUGAUGAAAAGCUUAAAAAAUGCAAAUUGCUGCAUGCAUGCCUGCUCCAUACAAUGAGGGGGGAGGCCGGCCGCUUGCCGCUCUGCUCUGCUCAGUCAGCCCCAGCCCAGCGCUGGCGCGGGGGGCUCCCCAGCUGUCGCCUCGCCCGGCCCCCCAUGCCACUGUCUGUUGGGUUUGAAGAUGCACCCGGCCCCAUCCCCUCGGCUGCCCUGAAAGAGCAGGCCUGAAGCAUGUGAUCGCUGACACCAUGGAGGAGGUGGACUCCCGGUCGCCAUCCCCACACAAGGCGGUGGACUCCAGCCCUGCCAGCUGUGCAGCCCUGCCGUCUCCCCCACUCCAGCAGGAGCCUCUGCCGUCCCCCCUGCCCGAGGAGCUGUCCCCUGGCGAGGGCGAAAACCCGGCCUUCAACGGAGAGCUGGACCUGCAGCGCUACUUCAAUGGGCCAGGGCCUGCACUGGGGGCAGGCGGGGGGCGCAAAGCCCGGCCCUACUCCUGCGCCGUCUGCGGCAAGCGCUUCCGCUUCAACAGCAUCCUAGCGCUGCACACGCGGAUCCACGCCAGCGAGACCCCCUUCACCUGCCCCUACUGUGGGCACCGCGCUGCCCAGCGCGGCCUCCUGCGACUCCACCUCCGCUCCCACCGCCCUGAGGCCUGCGCCCGCCUCAGCCACCAGAGCCGCCUGCUGCUGGAGCUGGAGGAGCGGGCACUGCUGCGGCGCGGCCCGCCAGCCGCCAGCGAGGGGGAGGAAGAAGAGGAGGAAGAGGAGGAGGAGGAGCCCCCCCCGCUGCCUAUCCCCCCGCCAGCCCCGCCCCCUGCCCCCCCGUCACCCCCACCGCCGCUGCCUCCCCCCAGCUUUCGCUGCCCCUUCUGCAAAGGCAAGUUCCGGACGGUGGGGGAGCAGGAGCGACACCUGCGGAUCCUGCACCAGCCCUACAAGUGUGGGCAGUGCCCCUUUGCUGCCGCCCAGGAGGGGGAGCUGCAGCGGCACAGCCGGGAAGCCCACCCCCCCCCAGCGCCCCCAGCCCCCGCCGCGCCGCCCCCCGCCGAGUUCCGCUGCCAGGUGUGCGGCCAGGCCUUCACCCAGUCCUGGUUCCUCAAGGGGCAUAUGCGCAAACACAAGGACUCCUUCGACCACAAGUGCCAGGUCUGCGGGCGCUGCUUCAAGGAGCCCUGGUUCCUCAAGAACCACAUGAAGGUGCAUCUCAGCAAGCUGGGGCUGAAGGGCGAGCGGGGUGCGGCCGUGCCGGCGGCCGGCGGGAAGCCCAAGGCGCCUCGGGGGCUGCUGCUGGGCUAUGAGGCCCUGUACCCUGCCUUCCUGCCGCCCCCGGACAAGGCCGAGCAGGGCUCCUUCCUGGGCUACCUGGAGCUGCGCCCACCAGGAGACGCCAGCUGCGCCGAGCGGCUCCAGGCCACGGCCCGAGCAGUGGAGAGUGGGCAGGAGGCGGCUUCCCAGCUGUGGGGCGAGCGCCGGCGGCACAACAGGGGUGAGGCGGCCAGGGAGGAGGGUGGCGCCAGCGUGGGGCAGCACCGCUGCCCCGACUGCGCCCGGGCCUUCGCUACCUACCAGCAGAUGGCCCUGCACACCCGCAGCCACCGGCCCCAGGAUAGUGAUUGGGCCAGGGGCCGGGCCCUGGGGGCGCUGGCUUCGCUCCACGCAGCAGCGGGACACGGGCUGCCCACGGAUGGCGGGGGCGGCUCCAACGCAGGCACCGGCUGGGGCACGGCCCUACCCAGCCCGGGGACACAGGAGGAGAAGGGGCUGCGCAGCGGGGCCCUGCGUCCGGAUGGGGGCCGCAGCAUGUCAGGCAAAGACUGUCCGUACUGCGGGAAAACCUUUCGCUCCUCCCACCAUCUCAAGGUGCAUCUGCGUGUCCACACAGGCGAGCGCCCGUACAAGUGCCCACACUGCGACUACGCUGGCACCCAGUCUGGCUCUCUCAAGUACCACCUGCAGCGCCACCACCGCGAGCAGAAGAACAGUGCUGGUACAGGCGCAGCCGGGGCCUUGGAGCCACGGGGCCGCACCACCCCCAGUGCCCCCGCCAAGCCACCCGCCUUCCCGCCGGAGCUGCUGCUGCAGGCAGCUGAGAAGUACCGCGGGGCCUUCCUGCCGCAGGCCUGGGGCACGGCUAGCCAUGAGCCCCCGGCCCGGCCAUCCCGCCGCAAGCCGGCCUGCACUGGCCGAGCCCUACGCAAUGGCCGGGCCGACUUCGAGCCGCUGGACCUGUCGCUGCGGCCGGCGCUAGAGGGGGUGCCGCCUGGUGAGCUCACCCUGCACCGAUGCCUCUUCUGCCCCUUUGCCACCUCCGCGCCUGAGCUCAUGGCCCUGCACCUGCAGGUCCACCACAGCCGCAAGGCCCGGGGGCGCCGCUCUGUCAUGGCCCCCCCCGUACGGCCCCACGCCUGCCUGGGGCAGGACGGGGAGCAGCCCCCACUGCACCCCCAGGAUGAGGGGCCUGGAGUUGGGGAGGAGCCCCCCACCGCUGUGGCCCACAUGUCCCAACGGCCCCCUGGAGCCCCCAUGGACACGGAGCCGAGUGAGAGGCAAGGGGAGCUGGAGCUGGAUUCUCCGUCCCAGGCUUUCUGGAGGGAGCGCAGGGAGGAGGUCACAGAGCCCCAGGGCUGUGAGGAAGGGAAGGUUUCAUGUGGCGACUGUCCAGAAGGAUGCUCUGUCCCCCUGCCGGACCCGGCGUCCUGGGUGGAAGGGGAGAACGUGUGGGUGCUGGAGCUGCAGCCCUACGGCGAUCCCAGUGGUGACGAAGCGGUAAAGCUGGAGCCGCAGGGGCCGUUCCUGAGAAGCUCUGUGAAGGCUGUAAAGCAGGAGACGCUGAAGCCAGGCAUAGCAGGGAUGCCGGAGCCGGAGGGGCCGUUCCUGAGAAGCUCUGUGAAGGCUGUAAAGCAGGAGACGCUGAAGCCAGGCAUAGCAGGGAUGCCGGAGCCGGAGGGACCGUUCCUGAGAAGCUCUGUGAGGGCUUUAAAGAAGGAGAUGCCCGAGCCAGGCAUAGCAGGGAUGCUGGAGCUGGAGGGACCAUUCCUGAGAAGCUCUGUGAGGGCUUUAAAGCAGGAGAUGCCUGAGCCAGGCAUAGCAGGGAUGCUGGAGCCGGAGGGACCAUUCCUGAGAAGUGCUGUGAGGGCUUUAAAGCAGGAGAGGCCCGAGCCAGGCAUAGCAGGGAUGCUGGAGCCGGAGGGGCCGUUCCUGAGAAGCUCUGUGAGGGCUUUAAAGCAGGAGAGGCCCGAGCCAGGCAUAGCAGGGAUGCUGGAGCCGGAGGGGCCAUUCCUGAGAAGCACUGGAGAGAACAUUCCCUGGAUCCCGGAGCAGGGCAGAGCUGGUGGGAACCAGCACCGGGCAGAGAGGAGGAACCCUCCACGGAGGAGGCAGGGUAAGAACAGCCGCUAUGACCCCCUGCCGGGGAGGCAAGGGGGCAGCCCCCUGCGGGACAUCACUGUGCCCCAGAGCGCAGCUGCAGGGGGGCCACCCCACACGUGUGCCACCUGUGGAAAGAGUUUCAGCCGCCGCUCCAAGCUGAGCUCCCACCAGAGGAACCACACUGGAGACAAACCCCACAGCUGUGGGGACUGUGGGAAGGGCUUCCUGUGGCGCUCGGACCUGCUCCGGCACCAGCUCAUGCACACGGGGGAGCGUCCCCACCACUGCUCCCAGUGUGGCCGUGGCUUCAGCCGGGCCUCGCGGCUUCUGCAGCAUCAGAGAGUCCACAUGGAAGCCAGCCACGGAACGGAGGGCAGCCCGGUGCCGAAUGUGUUGCAGGGAGUACACGGGGAGCCUGGCAAUGGAGUGGGGCAGAGCCCGGGGCUGAGCGAGGGCCAGAGAGUCCAUGCGGAGCCUGGCCACGGAGUGGGACGGAGCCCAGGACUGAAUGUGGGGCUGGGAGUCCACUUGGAUCCCCGCCAUGAGGUGGGGCAGAGCCCGGGGCUGAGUGAGGGCCAGGGAGUCCACGUGGAGCCUGGCCACGGGGUGGGGCAGAGCCUGGGGCUGAAUGAGGGGCUGGGAGUCCACACAGAGCCGGACCACAGAGUGGGGCAGAGCCUGGUGCUGAAUGAGGGCCAGGGAGUCCACGCAGAGCCUGGCCACGGAGUGGGGCGGAACCUGGGGCUCAGUGAGGGCCAGGGAGUCCAUGCGGAGCCUGGCCAUGGAAGAAUUCAUGCAGAACCCUGCUAUGGCACUGAGGGACCCGCGGCCCAGAGCCUGGAGCUGAUUGUGGUGCAGAGAGUCCAUGGGGAGCCCUGCCAUGGAGCAGAGGGGAGCUCAGCCCUGAUUACCCUGCAGGGAGUCCACGGGGAGCCCUGCCACGGCACCGAGCAGAACCCGGCACUGCAUGCAGUGCAGACAGUCCACGGGGAGCCCUGCCACGGCACCGAGCAGAACCCGGCACUGCAUGCAGUGCAGACAGUCCACGGGGAGCCCUGCCACAGCACCGAGCAGAGCCUGGCACUGAGUGCAGUGCGGACAGUCCAUGGGGAGCCCUGCCACGGCACCGAGCAGAGCCCGGCACUGUGUGCAGUGCAGACAGUCCACGGGGAGCCCUGCCAAGGCACUGCGCAGAGCCAGGCACUGCAUGCAGUGCAGACAGUCCACGGGGAGCUCUGCCACGGCACCGAGCAGAGCCCAGCACUGAAUGCAGUGCAGACAGUCCAUGGGGAGCCCUGCCAAGGCACUGAGCAGAGCCAGGCACUGCAUGCAGUUCAGACAGUCCACGGGGAGCUCUGCCACAGCACCGAGCAGAGCCCGGAUCUGCAUGCAGUGCAGACAGUCCACGGGGAGCCCUGCCAAGGCACCGAGCAGAGCCCAGCACUGCGUGCAGUGCAGACCGUCCACGGGGAGCCCUGCCAUGGAGUAGAGAGUCCCAUAGCCCAGAGCCUGGCGCUGGCUGCGCUGCAGAGUCUCCAGGCUGGAGAGGCUCAAUGUGUCAUUGCUGAGCGAGGGGGAGGCCUGGCCGAGACCCCACCAUCCUCCGUGGCCUUGGUGCAGGAGAAUCCCUUCCAAUGUCCCGAGUGCCGAAAGUGCUUCAGCCGCAGCUCGUACCUGGUGAAGCACCGCCGGAUCCACGGGGCGGGGAAGCCCCACCAGUGCCCCCAGUGUGGCAAGUGCUUCAGCCAGCGCUCAUACCUCUGCAAGCACCGCCGGAUCCAUGCCGCAGCAGCCGGCAAACCCCACGAGUGCGCGCUGUGCGGCAAGCGCUUCAGCCUUCGUCCCUUUAACGAGGGCGAGGGCCUGGAGCCUCCCCCUCCCGCCAGAGGUCACGCCCUGGCUUGCUGCUGCCGGGCCCGGGAGCACCAGGCACUAGUCAUGGAGUCUCUGGUGGCGGACGAGCGCCGAGCUCUGGCUGAAGCCGGCACCACACUCAUGGCAGGUGAAGGGCCGUUCCCCAGUGUGGACGUGCUGGUGCCGGAGCAGCGCGGAGCUGACGGCGAAGCAGCGUCCGCACUCAGCGCAGCGGAAGGGAGCCUCCCCGGAGUGCCUGCGGCGGUGCUGGCGGAGGGUGGCGUGGGCGGCGAAGGUGGCCCCGCAGUCCCGGCAGGGGAAGGGGCGCUGGCCGGCGUGCAGGCGCUGGUGAUGCUGCAGGGUGGCGGCCCGAGUGAAGCCCUUGCCGCAGUCGGAGCACUCGAAGGGGCGCUCGCCUGUGUGCAGCCGGCGGUGCUGGAUCAGUGCGGUGGCCUGGGCGAAGCGCUCCCGGCACUGCCCACAGCGGAAGGGGCGCUCGCCAGUAUGGGUGCGGCAGUGGGCCGCCAGGUGGGCGUUGCGGGCGAAGGCGGCCCCACAGUCCUGGCAGGCGAAGGGGCGCUCGCCGGUGUGGGAACGCUGGUGGCGCAGCAGGUUGGAGCUCUGGCUGAAGCCCCGGCCGCACUCGGCACAGCGGAAGGGGCGCUCCCCGGUGUGGGACUGGCGGUGCCGGGCCAGGUCGGCUUUGGUGCCGAAGCGCCGGUCACAGUCGCUGCAGCGGAAGGGGCGCUCACCGGUGUGGGUGCGGCGGUGCUGCACCAGGUUGGCGUUCUGGGUGAAGCGCUUGCCGCACUCGGCGCAGGCAAAGGGGCGCUCACCGGUGUGGGUCCGCUCAUGCUUCACCAGGCGGGCGCUCACGGUGAAGCCGCGGCCGCAUUCGGCACACACCUUUUGGACUGGGGCCGGGGGGACCAAGGGGACCUGGCCCGCGGGAGCCCCCGGAUGGUGCAUGAGGGGGAUGUGGAGGGCGCAGAGCAGAGCCACAUCAAUAACUGGAGCGGCCUGGAGACCAGCCUGUCGGGAGAGGCGGGCACAGCUCACUCUGCUCAGCCCAUCCCCAAGCAGCCAGAGCGGAGACUCGCUCGCACUGUCCAAGGCCCAGCCCAGGGCAGAAUCCCCCGGAGCGGAGAACGCCAGAGGAGCCGGGGCCUGGCUCGGAAGCCAGACCGAGCCAAAGCAGAACUAAGGCACCGGGUCCCCCAGUGCCGAGCCUGGAUGUGCAGGGAGGUGGCCAGGGGCAUCUGCCAGGCAGAGCGGACCCCGUACGGAGACCCAGUGCGGGAAGACAUGCAGGAGCCCAAGUUCACAGCUGCUGUGGCAGGCGACGGAGCCAUGAGUGAGAGCGAGGAGGGGGCUCCCUGCCUGGACAGGAUCAGGCCAGAGAGCGAGGAGGGGGUUCCCCGCCUGGAUGGGAUCGGGACGGAGAGCCAGGAGGGGGCUGGGACAGUGGAGCCACAGGGGAACGCUUGCUGGAGCCAGCAGCAGACUGAGGGGCAGCAGGGCAUCGGCCGUUUCGAGGUGGGACCAACAAUCUGUGCCGAGUGCGGGGAGAGCUUUGGGGAUGAUGUGGCUCUGCUGGCCCACCGGGGGACGCCCUGCAGAGGUGCGGUAGCGAAGCCGUUUGGCUGUUCCGGCUGUGGGCGGCGGUUCAGCCGCAGCUCCAACCUGCUGCGCCACCAGCGGGUACACACAGGCGAGCGCCCCUUCACCUGUGCUGACUGCGGCCGGUGCUUCAGCCAGAGUGCUCACCUGGCCAAGCAUCGGCGCCUCCAUGGCACCGCGGGGCUCCCCACCCCGCCAGCGGAGCGCAGCUACAGCCGCAGCCCCGAAUUCCUGCGGUUCCAGCGGGCCCACGCCGGGCAGCGCCCCUUUGCCUGUCCUGACUGCGGCAAGCGCUUCAGCGCUGGCUCCUCCCUGGUGCAGCACCAGCGCAUCCACACGGACGAGCGCCCUUUUCCCUGCCCCGACUGUGGCAAGCGCUUCCUGCGGGCCCCGGACCUGGCGCUGCACCAACGCAUCCACACGGGCGAGCGCCCCUUCCCCUGCCCUGACUGCGGCCGGCGCUUCAUCCGUGGCCCCGACCUGGCGCUUCACCGGCGCACCCACACCGGGGAGCGCCCCUACCAGUGCAGCCAGUGUGGGCGCCGGUUCAGCCGCGGGCCCGGCCUCCUGCUCCACCAGCGCACGCACACCGGGGAGCGCCCCUACCAGUGCACCCAGUGCGGCCGCCACUUUAGCCGCAGGUCCAACCUGGGCCGCCACCUGGCCACCCAUAGCAUGCUGCGGGGGGACCCCACCCCAGGGGGAGAGCCCAGUGCAGAGACCCUCAGGCAGCAGGGAAUCGCUGCAGAGGGGGGGGAGUCCCAAGGGGUAAAGGGGCGGAGCUCAGAGGCUGUGACUCAGCAGGGAAUCCCUGUGGAGGGGGAGGAGUCCCAAGGGCUAAAGGGGCGGAGCUCAGAGGCUGUGACUCAGCAGGGAAUCGCUGCAGAGGGGGGGGAGUCCCAAGGGCUAAAGGGGCGGAGCUCAGAGGCUGUGACCCAGCAGGGAAUCCCUGCAGAGGGGGAGGAGUCCCAAGGGUUGAAGGGGCGGAGCUCAGAGGCUGUGACCCAGCAGGGAAUCCCUGCAGAGGGGGAGGAGUCCCAAGGGCUGAAGGGGUGGAGCCCAGGCUCCCUGGUGGCUCCCCUGGCGAAGCGCCACGGCUGCCCGGACUGUGGGAAGGGCUUUGCCCAGCGCUCACACCUGCUGGUUCACCGGCGGGUGCACACCGGGGAGCGCCCCUUUCCCUGCCCAGAGUGCGGCAAGCGCUUCAGGCAGAGCUCGGUGUUGGCCCGGCACCGGCGCACCCACACGGGCGAGCGCCCCUUCGCCUGUGGGGACUGUGGCCGGCGCUUUGCGGAGAGCGCGGUGCUGCUCCGGCACAGGGCUGUGCACUCCGGCGAGCGCCCCUACUCCUGCAUGGACUGCGGCCGGGGCUUCAGCCUCCGUGCUAACCUCCUCCAGCACCGGCGGCUCCAUGCCCGGCGCCCCCAUGUCUGCACUGACUGCGGCAAGGCCUUCAGCGAGGCUGCAGCUCUGGCUGCCCACCAGGGCACCCGGCAUGGGGCCGGCAAACCCUUCGCCUGCACCGGCUGCGGCAAGCACUUUGGUCGCAGCUCCACGCUGGCUCGGCACCAGCGCAUCCACGCUGAGCGGCCCCACGAAUGUGCCCGCUGUGGCCGCAGAUUUGGGGAGAGUGCCGAGCUGGCGCAGCACCUGCGGGUGCACAGCGAGACCCCCUACGAGUGCGCCCGAUGCGGGGAGCGCUUUGCCCAGAGCCACGCGCUGAUCACACACCAGGCCUUCCACGCCGAGCCAAGCCACGGACAGCGCCACACUGCCCAUGCCCACCAGUCCCCGCUCGCCAAGCAUGAGGACAGUAUCCUGCCCAAGUCCCCAGCUGUGUCCCACCAGAGACUCCACACGGGAUAGGAGCCAGGACAGAGCCCCGGACUCCUGGCUCCCAGUGCCCCCCCAACCCAUUAGAUCUCAUGCCCCUCCUAGAGCCAGGGAUAGAACCUAGGAGUCCUGGCUCCCAGCACCCCCUGCUCUGACCACUAGACCAGGG